Rhineura floridana is the source of this 2006-nucleotide messenger RNA. RefSeq names its product potassium voltage-gated channel subfamily A member 3-like. Gene Ontology annotation, cellular component: voltage-gated potassium channel complex; membrane. Lineage: Eukaryota; Metazoa; Chordata; Lepidosauria; Squamata; Rhineuridae. Gene Ontology annotation, biological process: potassium ion transmembrane transport; protein homooligomerization. The transcript is spliced from 2 exons. The record is from RefSeq and is a predicted model, not a curated record. The coding region runs from base 45 to 1823 and encodes 592 amino acids. Gene Ontology annotation, molecular function: protein binding; delayed rectifier potassium channel activity.
GUCGGCCGGGGAGACAGCCUCCCCUCCGCUCUCCCGUCACAUUUAUGGACGAGCACCUGAGCUUGCUGCGCUCGCCGGCCGCCCUGUCCUCUUGCAGGCACCCGAGGGGCGGCAGUAGCGGCGGCGGCGGCGGCAUCGUGGGGAGCAGCCACCACAACUUGGGCUACAGUGAGCAGUUCUUCCCCGAAGACGUGCUGUCCAGCCCGGAGGAAGGGCAGGAGGAAGAGGAAGAAGAGGAGGAGGAAGACGACGACGACGACAACAACGACGGGGAGCUAGAGGGUGGCAUGACAGUGGUAGCUGGAGAGGACCCUUUGCUCGAGGAGACCCAGCAUCCCCAUGCCCUGCUGGGCGGGGAACGUUAUGACCACCACCCGAUGGCCCACACCCUGCCUCCCCCCAGCCAUCACCAAGUGGGCAAUGGUGGGGAUGCAGAGCACGAGUGUUGCGAGCGGGUGGUGAUCAACAUCUCAGGUCUGCGCUUCGAGACCCAACUAAAGACGCUUGCCCAGUUCCCUGAGACGCUGCUGGGAGACCCCCGCAAGAGGAUGCGCUACUUUGACCCCCUGCGCAAUGAGUAUUUCUUUGACCGCAACCGGCCCAGUUUUGAUGCCAUCCUCUACUACUACCAGUCUGGAGGCCGCAUCCGGCGCCCUGUCAAUGUCCCCAUUGACAUCUUCUCAGAAGAGAUCCGCUUCUAUCAGUUGGGAGAGGAGGCUAUGGAAAAAUUUCGAGAAGAUGAAGGUUUCAUCCGUGAGGAGCAGAGACCUCUGCCCGAGAAGGAGUUCCAGCGCCAGGUGUGGCUCCUCUUUGAGUACCCAGAGAGUUCUGGACCAGCUCGGGGCAUCGCUAUUGUCUCUGUCUUAGUUAUCCUCAUCUCCAUUGUUAUUUUCUGCCUAGAAACCUUGCCUGAGUUCAGAGAUGACCGUGACUAUGAUAGCACCACAGGGACAUUUCGGACUGCAACCUCCAUGGUGUCAUCUUUCACUGAUCCUUUUUUUGUAGUGGAGACUCUGUGUAUCAUCUGGUUCUCCUUUGAGCUGCUUGUCCGUUUCUUUGCUUGUCCCAGCAAGCCAACCUUCUCCAAGAACAUUAUGAACAUAAUUGACAUUGUGGCCAUUAUUCCUUAUUUCAUCACCCUGGGUACGGAGCUGGCAGAGAGGCAGGGGAAUGGUCAACAAGCGAUGUCUCUGGCCAUUCUCAGGGUCAUCCGGCUAGUCCGAGUGUUCCGUAUCUUCAAGCUCUCUCGGCAUUCCAAGGGGCUGCAGAUCUUGGGGCAAACCCUCAAGGCCAGCAUGAGGGAGCUGGGCUUGCUCAUUUUUUUCCUCUUCAUUGGAGUUAUCCUGUUUUCUAGUGCUGUCUACUUUGCAGAGGCUGAUGAUCCCACCUCGAGUUUCAGCAGUAUUCCCGAUGCCUUUUGGUGGGCUGUAGUGACCAUGACUACAGUGGGUUAUGGGGACAUGCACCCGGUCACUAUUGGAGGCAAAAUAGUAGGGUCUCUUUGUGCUAUAGCUGGGGUGCUGACCAUUGCCUUGCCUGUGCCCGUGAUAGUCUCCAACUUCAACUACUUUUAUCACCGAGAAACAGAAGGUGAAGAACAAGCCCAGUAUAUGCAUGUAGGAAGCUGCCAGCAUCUCUCCUCCACUGAGGAGCUGAGGAAGGCUCGUAGCAAUUCCACUCUCAGCAAGUCAGAAUACAUGGUGAUAGAAGAGGGAGGCAUCAGUAACAGUGCAUUCAAACAGGCUGCCUUUAAAACAGGCAACUGCACAGCCACAAACAAUCCCAACUGUGUGAAUAUUAAAAAAAUCUUUACAGAUGUUUAAAAUAUACCUUUUAAGGAUCUAUACAAAUAUUACAGAAGGUCUCCAUCAUCCGUAUUGUGAGGAACAUGCACCAUCAUCAGUCUUUGUGCUCUUGUUUAAUACGUGUACUUUUCUGAUCCUUCCUUGUGAAGAUGGGGAUUUUUAGAAGGUUUAAAAAAAACCCUCACCAAGCAGAUGUUAAGA